Molecule: messenger RNA, 1084 nt
Organism: Glycine soja
Lineage: Eukaryota; Viridiplantae; Streptophyta; Magnoliopsida; Fabales; Fabaceae
Exons: 1
Coding region: 161-838 (225 amino acids)
Source: RefSeq, a predicted model, not a curated record
AGGUCAUACAAUACCAAUUACCUGGAAGAUUCAAAAUGUCGUUACGUUAAUGGCGUGGAGUGACCACUAGCUUGCUCUUUUUAUUAUAUAAAGCACCCUACACUUUACUUUUACAACAAGCAACCAAACACUUGCUCUAUAAGAGAAACCAAAAGCAACCAUGGCAAUGCGUUCCCUUUGCUUCUUAGUGUUUCUAGCUGCAGCAAUGCAAGGAACACUUGCAGUUGAUUACACUGUCACCAACAACGCCCUCUCAACCUCUGGUGGCGUGCGUUUCCGUGAUGCAAUAGGGGACGAUUAUGCAAAACAAACGCUCGACUCAGCCACCCAAUUCAUAUGGGGGGUGCUCCAGCAAAACGCUCCUGCUGAUAGAAAAGAUGUGCAAAAAGUAAACUUGUUCGUGGAUGACAUGGAUGGCGUUGCAUAUACCAGCAACGAUGAGAUUCAUUUGAGUGCAAGAUAUGUCAAUGACUAUAGUGGGGACCUGAAAACAGAGAUCACAGGGGUGUUGUACCAUGAAAUGGUCCACGUUUGGCAAUGGAAUGGGAAUGGCCAAACUCCUAGUGGAUUAAUUGAAGGUAUUGCAGACUAUGUUAGGCUGAAGGCAAAUUAUGCACCUAGUCACUGGGUGAAAGCAGGGCAAGGAGAGAAAUGGGACCAGGGUUAUGAUGUUACUGCUCAUUUUCUUGACUAUUGUGAUUCUCUCAAAAGUGGGUUUGUGGCACAAUUGAACCAGCAGAUGAGGGAUGGUUACAGUGAUCAACUCUUUGUUCAGCUACUGGGGAAGACAGUUGAUCAGCUUUGGCAAGACUACAAGGCUAAGUAUGGCACUAGUUAAGAGGCUAUGAGAGCUUUGUACGAUAUUUUUAAAAAUAAGCGAGAAUGUCGCAAUCUAUUUGUAGAUUAAUUUGUAUUAAGUCUAUGUGUAUUCAGCAGAAUGGAUGUUGUACCUAACUCUGAUCUGUAAGCCGUGUGUGUGUGCCAAUAAUUGAAAAUGAUGAUUAUUCUACUGAUGGACAAGUUAAAUAAAGAGACGUUUAGAGGAUAUAAAUCAUUAUCAGCUAUUCUAUAUUUUUGCUGUUGA